Messenger RNA from Dendrobium catenatum, 2541 nucleotides. RefSeq names its product probable LRR receptor-like serine/threonine-protein kinase At1g63430. Lineage: Eukaryota; Viridiplantae; Streptophyta; Magnoliopsida; Asparagales; Orchidaceae. Gene Ontology annotation, biological process: protein phosphorylation. Gene Ontology annotation, molecular function: protein kinase activity; protein binding; ATP binding. The record is from RefSeq and is a predicted model, not a curated record. The coding region runs from base 325 to 2301 and encodes 658 amino acids. The transcript has 13 exons.
UAUGGUUUUGCUUUAAAGAUCAAAUCUCUCUCUCUCUCUCUCUCUCUCUCUCUCUCUUCCCUUUAGGCACUUUUGUUCACCAACUCCUCCCAUGUGGACUUCAAUUUCUUACUCUUCCGUUUCCGACCUUCCUUUUCGAGAUUACUUAUUUUGGGUCCGUGUUCUUCUAUCUCGUCAUCCCUUGUGUCAAAUUUCCAAUUUCGCUUUAAGCUUUAUUAGUUUAAGGUUACUAGCUAUUUCAUUAUAUGUUCUUCUGGUAUGGGAUAAGCCUUGGAGAUCUUUGUUCGUCUUCACGAUGUUAGGAAGAUAGCGCAUACAGAUGUAAUGAGGUUUCCAACUUUUCUUCAUCUGCUUCUUGCGACCCAAAUGGGAUACCUUUUCCUUGAGACUUUGUCUGUUCAAGAGGAAGAGGUUUCAGCACUGAAAGCUUUUGUGGGAGCCAUUUCUGAAGAUCCUCUUGCAAAACUAUCAGACUGGAGUACCGGCACAGAUCCUUGCGGCUGGUAUGGCAUCAAGUGCUCAGAUUCGAAGAACCAUGUGAUUUCUCUAAACUUUGCCAAUUCUUCCUUGAAAGGGUUCCUUGCACCAGAACUUGGGUCACUGAAUUCACUACAAGAGCUAAUUUUAAAUAACAAUCUGUUCUACGGAGCAAUACCCAAACAAAUCGGCAUGCUCAAGAACUUGCGGGUGUUGGAUUUGAGUGUCAACCGUCUUUUGGGGCCUAUUCCUUCUGAAAUUGGAGACUUGAGUAAUAUAACAACAUUAAAUCUUCAUUUCAAUGGUUUGACUGGUGCCAUCCCUAUCGAGCUUGGUAAUCUGGUCAACCUGGCUGCACUGUAUUUGGAUAGAAAUAAGCUUAGUGGACCAAUUCCUGGGAGCAAAAGCUCAAACUCAUCAACAGUUCAUGGAAUGCUAAUUUAUGAAAGUAACACAACUGGUAUAUGCCAGUUAACUAAGUUAAAAGUUGCAGAUUUUUCAUACAACUUUCUGCUGGGAAAAGUACCCACUUGCUUGGAGUACCUUCCAAGGACAAGCUUUCAAGGUAACUGCUUCCAAGAUAAAGACUCCAUCUAUCAUCGAUCUUCUCAACAAUGUAUCUCUGCUAAAAACCAAGAAACUGCAGAAGAGACUUACGAGCUAUCUAGUGUCAAGAUCAAUCAUCAAAACCUAAAGGAACCUGUGUGGCUUCUGAUUCUGGAAGUAUUUACAGGUGCUGCUUUUGUUAUCUUUUUUAUAACAUGCAUAGUUCGUGCUGCUAAAAGGUGCAAAUCAAAGUCAAAGUCUAAUGUGGUAAUCCCAUGGAAGCGAACACCAACCAUAAAGGAUCAUAAAAUCUCAAUUGAUGAUGGUCUGCUCAAAACUAUGUUGAGGUUUAGCCGACAGGAGCUAGAAGUUGCUUGUGAAGAUUUUAGCAACAUUAUAGGGUCUUCCCCAGACAGCAAAGUUUAUAAGGGGACUUUAAAGGAUGGGCCUGAAAUUGCUGUCAUAUCACUUGCAGUAUCUGUCUCUCACUGGCCAAUCUGUCUUGAGCUUUGCUUUCAGAAGGAGGUUGCUAACUUGUCAAGGUUAAAUCAUGAAAACACUUCAAAACUUCUUGGUUAUUGCAAAGAGAAUGAGCCGUUUUUGAGGAUGCUCGUUUUUGAGUAUGCAUCCAAUGGGACUUUGUAUGAGCAUCUUCAUUAUGGUGAUACAGGCCAUUUAUCCUGGCUCAGGCGCUUGAAAAUUGCAAUUGGUGUUGCUCGUGGAUUGAGAUACUUGCACACUGAAGUACAGCCUCCAUUCACAAUAUCUGAACUCAACUCUAAUGCAGUAUAUCUUACUGAAGAUUUCUCACCAAAGUUGGUUGAUUUUGAAAGAUGGACUACAAUAGUUUCGAAAUCAGACAAUGGCCUAAGCUACUUAAGUAAUGGAGGUUUAAACAAUGGUUUCUUGGAAAAUUCAGAGGCAAGGAAAAUGUAUGUUCAGGGCAACACAUAUGAUCUGGGGGUACUCUUGUUGGAACUAAUCAGUGGAAGACCACCGCAUUGCAAAGAAAGAGGGUGCAUUGUAAAUUGGGCAAUGGAGUAUCUGCAGCACCCAGAUAAGCUGAGUAUGCUAGUAGAUCCAGAACUCAAAAACGUGAAGCCUGGCGACCUCUCUGUACUAUGCAGUGUGAUUAGUCUCUGCAUUGAUCCUGAGCCAUCGAAGAGGCCAUCGAUGCAGAUACUAUGUGCAAUGUUGGAGGAUGGCAUUGACAUCUCUGUUGGUGCUGUUCUCAGUGAGUCUUCUCUGGCUUGGGCAGAGCUUGCUCUCUCAGUUUAGUUGCAGAUUCCACAUACUGUAAAAUCCACAGCUCAUAGAAUAUAGGAAAAAACUUUUUUUUUUUUUCCAAUCUUCUUUUGUUGGCGUGUUGUGUAGUUCUUAGCUUUUGCUAUGACAGUGCUUAAAUGGUCAAAAUUUGUAAGCUAAAAUGAGUGCAAUAUGUGAAAUCUUAUGUAAAUUCUUGGUUGAUGAAAUAAUUCAAUUGCAUAGCUUUGCCGCUAAACUUGCAUUGUCUAUUUA